Messenger RNA from Teleopsis dalmanni, 1133 nucleotides. Its product is annotated as U3 small nucleolar ribonucleoprotein protein IMP3. The coding region runs from base 502 to 1044 and encodes 180 amino acids. NCBI's taxonomy places the organism in Eukaryota, Metazoa, Arthropoda, Insecta, Diptera, Diopsidae. Gene Ontology annotation, molecular function: structural constituent of ribosome; rRNA binding; snoRNA binding. The transcript is spliced from 3 exons. The record is from RefSeq and is a predicted model, not a curated record. Gene Ontology annotation, biological process: rRNA processing. Gene Ontology annotation, cellular component: Mpp10 complex; small ribosomal subunit; small-subunit processome.
UUUUCAUUUAUUUUUCUUUUUACCAAAAAUUAAUAAUUUUUUUCCGUAAUCUUUGCUUGUCCGACGCUCACCAAAAUUCUUAAAUUAUGAGAAGUUUGCAAAUUUCGAUAUACACAAGCAAACGAGUUUGCAAACUUAACAAAUAAUUGAAAAAUUUUAAUUUCACUGCAAACUAGUUUGCAAACCAAAUUUUGGUUUGCAAACUUGAGUAUAGACGAUGCAAUUUGAUAGCCAGCAAACCUUGUUUGCAAACAAAUUUCAUCGUCUAUAUCAUGCUUUAGUUGAAAUAAAAAAGCUAAGCGCAAUAUGUUAGCAACUAAGUAAGAUAUGUAAUAUAUAUUUUUCAUAUACAAACUGUAACAUCUAACUAAGCUUGGUAUUAUUGUACUAUGUCGUGAUGUUGUUCCAUUGUUAUUUUUGUUCCACUCGUAUUGAAGUCAAAUAACAUAAUUGACAGAAGUUCAAACGCGUGCAUUCAAUAUUUGUAAACAAAAGUAAAACAUGGUGCGGAAAUUAAAAUAUCACGAACAAAAAUUAUUAAAAAAAGUUGAUUUUAUUUCAUGGAAAGUUGAUAACUAUGGAAAAGAGAAUGCUAUACUUCGUAAAUAUCACAUAAAGAAACGGGAGGAUUACACAAAGUAUAAUAAGUUGUCCAGAGAUGUACGUGAACUUGUAGAAAAAAUUGCUAAGUUAGAUAAAAGUGACCCUUUUAAAAGUGAAGCAGAAGAGAUGCUUAUGAGAAAGCUAUAUAGUAUGGGAGUUGUCAAUUCAACAGAUUUAGAAACGGGGAGUAAAGUUUCGGCUAGCGCAUUUUGUCGUAGGCGAUUACCAGUUGUAAUGGUGAAAACUAAGAUGUCGGAGUAUAUAAAAGGCGCUACAGAUCUCAUUGAACAGGGACAUGUCCGCGUUGGUACCGAAAUGAUAAAGGAUCCUGCAUUUUUGGUUUCAAGAAAUUUAGAAGAUUUCAUCACAUGGGUAGAUGGCUCGAAGAUAAAACAACACAUAAUGAAAUAUAAUAAUAUGCAGGAUGAUUUCGAAUUAUAAAUCAUAAACUGUUUAGAAUUACCUAAUUUUAGUUCGUUAUCAAUGUAAUAAAUUGAAAUUUUGUAUAAUAAAAUAAUAUAUCUAGAUUA